Molecule: messenger RNA, 5352 nt
Organism: Onychomys torridus (southern grasshopper mouse)
Lineage: Eukaryota; Metazoa; Chordata; Mammalia; Rodentia; Cricetidae
Gene: Adnp
Product: activity dependent neuroprotector homeobox
Exons: 6
Coding region: 993-4307 (1104 amino acids)
Biological process (GO): regulation of gene expression
Cellular component (GO): nucleus
Molecular function (GO): DNA binding
Source: RefSeq, a predicted model, not a curated record
CCCCUGGCGAGGUUGGGGGUGCUGAAGGCACCCUCCCACAAGACAAGGGUCCGUGCAGCAGAGGCCGGAGAGCAGUCCCUGGGGGGUCCCGGUGCAGGGGGCGCUGGCCCCCACCGCCCCCCCUCCCGCUUAGCUGGACAAUGAGUCCUCUUAUGCUAAUGAGGGGCUUACGUCACUUCCGCUCUUUCUCGGCCGCCAUUUUGGCUAGGGCAGGUUCGGGGACUCGCUCCGAGGCGCUUGUAUUGUCUGCUGAGGGGAGACGCGGGACCAGCCCCCUCCCCCGCCCGCCGCAGCCGCCACUACCGCCGGCCCGGUCUACCCGCCGCCGCCGCCGGGACCCAUGAGCUGAGCGCCCGCCCCCCGGCCGCCGCCAUCUUGGCCCCCUCCCCCUCAGCGCCGCGCUCGGGGGGAUUUGGCGUCUCCUCAGACACAGCUCCCUCUCUCGGUCCCCGCCGCCGAGGAGCCGCGCGGCUGUCGCCGCCCGCCCGCCCGCGACGGUGAAGCCGCGGCCCCACGCCCUCCGCCACCCUCCGCCCCUCCUUUGUCUGCACUGCCCGCGCCGCCGCCCGCCGCUCUGCUGCGCCCGCCGCGCCCCCCGGCAGCAGCCGCGGCCGCGGCUCGAGCCGGAGCCCGAGCGCGACGAGGCCCCGGGCGCGUCCUCGCCGCCAUCGCCGUGCCGCCGCCCGCCCGCCGCCGGGCCCCGGAGCACGCCGGCCCCGCGCACGCCUCGAGGCCGAGCCAAGGUGUGAGAUGCACAAUACGAAACCUAGGCCCCAACUUUUACACCGUGAUGCACAGGGUUGCACUUUUUGUACUGAACUGAUAGGUGGCCUAGUGGUUAUUCCCUGUCCUGCCAUUUUGAGGAUCUGGACUCCGUCCUCUGCCUUGCUCUUUGGACUGCAUUGUCAAUUCACACCGCAAAUAGCAGCUUUACUGACAACCCUACCUCUCAAGAAGUUUGACAUUGAAGUCUAUAUACCAAACCAGAAACUAUGUUCCAACUUCCUGUCAACAAUCUUGGCAGUUUAAGAAAAGCCCGGAAAACUGUGAAAAAAAUACUUAGUGACAUUGGGUUGGAAUACUGUAAAGAACAUAUAGAAGAUUUUAAACAGUUUGAACCUAAUGACUUUUAUUUGAAAAACACUACAUGGGAGGAUGUAGGACUGUGGGACCCUUCACUUACAAAAAAUCAGGACUAUCGGACAAAACCUUUUUGCUGCAGUGCUUGUCCGUUUUCCUCAAAAUUCUUCUCUGCCUACAAAAGUCAUUUCCGGAAUGUCCAUAGUGAAGACUUUGAAAAUAGGAUUCUCCUUAAUUGCCCUUACUGUACCUUCAAUGCAGAUAAAAAGACUUUGGAAACACACAUUAAAAUAUUUCAUGCUCCAAACUCCAGCGCACCAAGUAGCAGCCUCAGCACUUUCAAAGAUAAAAACAAAAACGAUGGCCUUAAACCUAAGCAGGCUGACAGUGUAGAGCAAGCCGUGUAUUACUGCAAGAAGUGCACUUACCGAGACCCUCUUUAUGAGAUCGUCAGGAAGCACAUCUACAGGGAACAUUUUCAGCAUGUGGCAGCGCCGUACAUAGCAAAGGCAGGAGAAAAAUCACUCAAUGGUGCAGUCCCCCUGGGCACAAAUGCCCGAGAAGAGUGUAACAUCCACUGCAAGCGAUGCCUUUUUAUGCCCAAGUCCUAUGAAGCUUUGGUACAGCAUGUCAUUGAGGACCAUGAGCGGAUAGGCUAUCAGGUCACUGCCAUGAUCGGGCACACAAAUGUUGUAGUUCCCCGAGCCAAACCCUUGAUGCUGAUUGCUCCCAAGCCUCAAGAGAAAAAGGGCAUGGGACUCCCACCAAGAAUCAGUUCCCUUGCUUCUGGAAAUGUCCGGUCUUUGCCAUCACAGCAGAUGGUGAAUCGAUUGUCAAUACCAAAGCCUAACUUAAACUCAACAGGAGUCAACAUGAUGUCCAAUGUUCACCUGCAGCAAAACAACUAUGGAGUCAAAUCUGUGGGCCAGAGCUAUGGUGUUGGCCAGUCAGUGAGGCUGGGUCUAGGUGGCAAUGCUCCAGUUUCCAUCCCCCAGCAGUCUCAGUCUGUGAAACAGUUACUUCCAAGUGGAAAUGGGAGGUCCUAUGGGCUAGGUGCUGAGCAGAGGCCCCCAGCAGCAGCCAGGUACUCCUUGCAGACUGCCAACACCUCUUCUCUACCCCCUGGCCAGGUGAAGUCUCCUGUGUCUCAGUCACAGGCAUCUAGAGUAUUAGGUCAGUCCAGUUCUAAACCUCCACCAGCAGCCACGGGCCCUCCUCCAAGCAACCAUUGUGCCACUCAGAAGUGGAAAAUCUGUACAAUCUGCAAUGAGCUUUUUCCCGAGAACGUCUAUAGUGUUCACUUUGAAAAGGAACAUAAAGCUGAGAAAGUUCCAGCAGUAGCUAACUACAUUAUGAAAAUACACAAUUUUACUAGCAAAUGCCUCUACUGUAAUCGCUAUUUGCCCACAGAUACCCUGCUCAACCACAUGUUAAUUCAUGGUCUGUCUUGUCCAUAUUGCCGCUCAACCUUCAAUGAUGUGGAAAAGAUGGCAGCACACAUGCGAAUGGUUCACAUUGACGAAGAGAUGGGGCCUAAAACGGAUUCUACUUUGAGCUUUGAUUUGACGUUGCAACAGGGGAGUCACACCAACAUCCAUCUCCUGGUGACCACUUACAACCUGAGGGAUGCCCCAGCAGAAUCAGUUGCUUACCAUGCCCAAAAUAAUGCCCCCGUUCCUCCAAAGCCACAGCCAAAAGUUCAGGAAAAAGCAGAUGUCCCUGUUAAAAGUUCACCUCAAGCUGCAGUUCCCUAUAAAAAAGAUGUUGGGAAAACGCUUUGCCCUCUUUGCUUUUCAAUCCUAAAAGGACCCAUAUCUGAUGCACUUGCCCAUCAUUUACGAGAAAGACACCAGGUUAUUCAGACAGUUCAUCCAGUUGAGAAAAAGCUAACCUACAAAUGUAUCCAUUGCCUUGGUGUGUACACUAGCAACAUGACAGCCUCAACCAUCACCCUGCAUCUAGUCCACUGCAGGGGUGUGGGGAAAACCCAGAAUGGCCAGGACAAGACCAAUGCACCCUCUCGGCUCAAUCAGUCCCCAGGCCUGGCCCCUGUGAAGCGCACCUAUGAGCAGAUGGAGUUACCUCUGCUGAAGAAGCGAAAGCUGGAAGAGGAUAGUGACUCCCCCAGCUGCGUUGAAGAGAAGCCUGAAGAACCUGUUGUUUUAGCUUUAGACCCCAAGGGUCAUGAAGAUGAUUCUUAUGAAGCUAGGAAAAGCUUUCUCACAAAGUACUUCAACAAACAGCCCUAUCCCACCAGGAGAGAAAUUGAAAAGUUAGCCGCCAGUCUGUGGCUGUGGAAGAGUGACAUUGCUUCCCAUUUCAGUAACAAGAGGAAGAAGUGUGUCCGCGACUGUGAGAAGUACAAGCCUGGGGUGCUGCUGGGCUUUAACAUGAAAGAGUUAAAUAAAGUCAAGCACGAGAUGGAUUUUGAUGCUGAGUGGCUAUUUGAAAAUCAUGACGAGAAGGACUCAAGAGUCAAUGCUAGUAAGACUGUGGACAAAAAGCUUAACCUUGGGAAGGAAGAUGACAGCUUCUCAGAUAGUUUUGAGCAUUUAGAAGAAGAAUCCAAUGGAAGCGGCAGCCCUUUUGACCCUGUCUUUGAAGUUGAGCCUAAAAUCCCUAGUGAUAAUCCAGAGGAGCAUGUACCGAAGGUAAUUCCUGAGGAUGCUUUGGAAUCUGAGAAGCUAGACCAAAAAGAGGAGGAGGAGGAGGAUGGUUCGAAAUAUGAAACUAUCCGUUUGACUGAGGAACCAACCAAACUAAUGCAUGAUGCCUCUGACAGUGAGGUGGACCAAGAUGACGUAGUUGAGUGGAAAGAUGGUGCUUCACCAUCUGAGAGUGGGCCUGGCUCCCAGCAGAUCUCCGACUUUGAGGACAACACAUGUGAAGUGAAACCAGGAGCCUGGUCUGAUGAGUCUUCCCAGGGUGAAGAUGCAAGGAGCAGGAAGCCAGCUGCCAAAAAAAAGGCUACGGCGCAAGGUGACACGGAGCCGGUGAAAUGGAAGAACAGUUCCUAUGGAAAAGUUGAAGGGUUUUGGUCCAAGGACCAGUCACAGUGGGAAAAUGCAUCUGAGAAUGCAGAGCGCUUACCAAACCCACAGAUUGAGUGGCAGAAUAGCACAAUUGACAGUGAGGAUGGGGAGCAGUUUGACAGCAUGACUGAUGGAGUUGCUGAUCCCAUGCAUGGCAGCUUAACUGGCGUAAAACUGAGCAGCCAGCAAGCCUGAGGGCCUGGCACACCACGGCACAUGGGCCAUGUUGCAUCCUGGGCCUCUGUUCUGACUGCAAAGCUGUCUUCUAACUGGCACUGCCUUGCAAGGACUGGUCAGUCAACAGGCUGUUGGGGACAUGUAACCACUACAGCCUCAGUGGUUAUUUCUAAGUCUAUGACAUGUGAUUGGUUGAUCUUGCUUCAGACCCUUCUCUGGUAGACUCAGUAAUGAAGUGUGAAAAACCAAUAAGCUGGUGGCCCAUGAAUGCACACAGGGGAAGGCAGGUCUUUACUUGCCUUUCCAGCAUUUCUUUCCCUCAGUAAGAUGUUUGGUUGGAUGUCCUGGGAAAGCCUUACCCUGAUUCACAUAGUAGUGCAGGGCGGGCAUACAUGCUACCAGUCAGGUUUGUCUAGUAGACUUGGGAACAUGGACCUUUUUCGUGUAUUCAUUCUGAAUAGUUGAAAUGUAUAUUUGUACAGUCUUUUAGACCUCAAGUGAUGCUUAUGACACUGUUACUGUGUGCCCGUCAUAGAUUGGUUUUUAGUGUUGCCCUUGCUGUGUGAUAAAUGCUAUAUCUAGUUUACCUAGCAGAAGCUUGACCCUGCGAUAGUACGGACCUUUGGACAGACUUAGUUUUUGCACAUAACCUUGUACAAUCUUGCAACAGAGGCCAGCAACAUAAGAUAUAUAUCUGGACUCUCCUGUAUUAUAGACUUUUUUUUCUUGUUCUGAGUAUCCUUGACAUUACAAUUGUCAAAACUGAUAUUUCAGAUCUCUUUAUGAGACCUUUUAAGCUAAAAUAACAUGCAAGAAUUGAUUUUACAGCUACUAAUUUUGACACCUUUUAGAUCUGUAAGAGUGUUGUGUCAGAGCAGCAAGCACAGUGGAGUGCUGCAUUUGGGAUAUUUAGUUUCCUCUUUAGUUGAGCACCGCCGAGUGUAUUCAUUUAUACCAUCUAAUAUAUGACACACUGUUGUAGUAUGUAUGAUUUGUGGUCUUUAUUUCCCUUUGUAUUCAUUUUAAGCAUCUAAAUAAAUUGCUGUAUUGUGCUUAAUGUAAA